Olea europaea var. sylvestris is the source of this 1786-nucleotide messenger RNA. Its product is annotated as shaggy-related protein kinase epsilon. Lineage: Eukaryota; Viridiplantae; Streptophyta; Magnoliopsida; Lamiales; Oleaceae. Bases 236 to 1468 code for a protein of 410 amino acids. The transcript has 13 exons. Gene Ontology annotation, molecular function: protein serine/threonine kinase activity; ATP binding. Gene Ontology annotation, biological process: signal transduction; protein phosphorylation. Gene Ontology annotation, cellular component: cytoplasm. The record is from RefSeq and is a predicted model, not a curated record.
GCAACUGGUGUAAUAUCAGCAUUUCAGAAGUUUCCUCCAAUCAGACGCAGAGUGAGAAAAAAGAGAUAGUCAAAGCCUUCGAAAGAAAACUCUGAAAGUCGGAAGACUCGUUUAUUAUACUUUACUUUUACUUUUUCCAAUUUCAAUGAUCUAGCUAGGGUUUCGGUUUACGCGAUUGAUUUCUUGGUGCAGGUUUCAGAUCAAUUUGAAGUGUAUUUUGAUUUUUAUCUGGAAUAUGGCUUCGGUUGCUGUAGUGCCUCCAGGCACUGAAAAGACGAAAUAUGAUGCGAUGCUUGUGGAUAAACUUCCUGAAGAAAUCAAUGAAAUGAAGAUCAAGGAAGAUAAGGUGGAAAAGGAAGUGGAAGCAUCGAUAGUGGAUGGAAACGGAACUGAAACUGGGCAUAUCAUCGUGACUACUAUUGGUGGUAAAAAUGGUCAACCUAAGCAGACAAUAAGUUACAUGGCAGAGCGUGUUGUUGGACAGGGUUCCUUUGGGAUUGUGUUUCAGGCCAAGUGUCUUGAAAGUGGAGAAACAGUAGCUAUCAAAAAGGUGCUGCAGGAUAAAAGAUACAAAAAUCGUGAACUGCAGACGAUACGCCUUCUUGAUCACCCCAAUGUUGUUUCACUCAAGCACUGUUUUUUUUCAACCACGGACAAGGAUGAGCUUUACCUUAAUUUAGUUCUUGAAUAUGUGCCUGAGACAGUUUAUCGUGUGACAAGGCACUAUAGCAAAGCAAACCAGCGAAUGCCUAUGAUUUAUGUCAAGCUUUACACAUAUCAGAUGUUUAGAGCUCUUGCAUAUAUUCACGGGAUAGGAGUCUGCCAUAGGGACAUCAAACCUCAGAAUCUUCUGGUCAAUCCGCAUACUCAUCAGCUAAAACUCUGUGAUUUUGGAAGUGCAAAAGUUUUGGUGAAAGGUGAACCAAAUAUUUCUUAUAUUUGUUCUCGGUACUAUCGCGCUCCUGAACUAAUAUUUGGGGCAACUGAAUACACAACUGCAAUUGACGUAUGGUCUGUUGGCUGUGUUCUUGCUGAACUUCUUCUUGGACAGCCUCUCUUUCCUGGUGAGAGUGGAGUCGAUCAGCUUGUGGAAAUCAUCAAGGUGCUUGGAACCCCCACUCGUGAGGAAAUAAAAUGUAUGAAUCCAAAUUAUACAGAGUUCAAGUUCCCACAAAUCAAGGCUCAUCCUUGGCACAAGAUUUUCCACAAACGAACACCUCCAGAAGCUGUGGAUCUUGUAUCUAGACUUCUUCAAUACUCACCAAAUCUGAGGUGUAAUGCUUUGGAGGCCUGUAUCCACCCGUUUUUCGAUGAACUUCGUGAUCCUAAUACACGUCUUCCUAAUGGCCGCCCAUUGCCACCUCUCUUCAACUUCAAACCACAAGAAUUGAAAGGUGCGUCUUCGGAGCUUGUGUCCAAGCUAAUACCCGAACAUGCUAAGAAACAAUGCCUCUUCUUUGGCUCCUAAGGUUCCGUAGAAUUUUCUUGUACCAUGUGUGUAUGCUUAAGACUAAUUUGUUGUGUUUUAUGUUUAGUUUAAUCUUCUGUGCUGGCACAGAACAACCUGGAUUAUCCUUUUGUUGACUUACUUUGUGUAAUUUAUUGGUUAAUUAGUCCAUCUUCAUGUUACUCGACGUGGCCAUACUUGUAUUCCACGUGCUGACAGAAGAAAACAAGGUCUUUUGUGAUUUUCCUGAAUUGCCCUUGCUUAAAUGUAUAAUUACUUGAAAUUCAAUUGAAGUAUGAAUAUAUAUGUGAAAGAUUAUUAUUAUCUUUCUUUCCGUAU